Lathyrus sativus (Indian pea) is the source of this 1431-nucleotide messenger RNA. The record is from the annotation of a GenBank genome assembly. Lineage: Eukaryota; Viridiplantae; Streptophyta; Magnoliopsida; Fabales; Fabaceae.
AUGGUGAUGGUCGUGGCUACCAUGUCACGGCGUCCCAAGUCGAUGCCGGAGGUUGAAACGCUCGGCAUCCUUGCUUUCGACGCCGCGAAAACCAUGUGUCGUCUCAUCUCUCUCUUCAACUCCCUAUCCGAUGAAGAAAUCAACAAGCUUCAUAACGAUGUCAUCAAAUCUAAGGGUGUAACGUAUUUGAAUUCUAGCCAGGAGAAUUUUCUCCUCACCCUUGCCGCUGCGGAACGUCUCGAGGAGCUCGAUAACACCGCUGUGACAGUCUCCCGUUUAGGCCAGAAGUGCUCGGACCUCGGCCUAGCACGGUUUGAUCUUGUUUAUGCUGAUCUCAAACAUGGUGUGAUUGACCUCCGGAAGCUGCAGUACAACUCCCGGAACACGUAUAAGAUUAUUGAAAAAACAGAGAAAUUAAUCUCCGCUUCUGCCAGUCUCCACUCUGCCAUGGAAUACAUGGUAGAGUUAGAGACGGCGGAGAAGAAACGACAGCAGAAUGGGAUAAAACAAGGUCAAAAGCCAAACAUGGAAUAUUUCAAUGAGAAAUUAGUGUCUCAAAGAAAGCAAGUGCAGAAUUUCAAGGAAACAUCAUUAUGGAAACAAACAUUUGACAAAACAGUUGGGCUCAUGGCAAGGCUUGUGUGCAUUGUGUAUGCAAGAAUAUGCUCCGUUUUCGGAGCGUAUAUUUAUAAAGAUCACCAUGGCAAGAAAAAUUUCGUGUCAUCUGGUUUUGGUUUCGACGAUUGUUGCCUUCUGGAACACCGCAAGACUCGCGGUGUUUCAGAAUGGUACGAGGAAUCGCUCCAGAGGCGCAUGAGUAGGUCGGGGCCUAUCCCCAAAGAAGCAACCUCUCUUAAUAUCCUUGGUGUGAUAAGGUUUCUUAACAGCCCUAUGCCAAUGGAUUUUGCUUGUAGUGGUGGCGACGGAAUUGAAAAAACAAUGAAAGGUUCAAGAAAUGACAAGGUUUUGAAACUUGCACCGUCGUCGACGGUUGGUGGAGUAGGGCUUUCUUUGCGGUAUGCCAAUGUGAUCCUUCUGGCGGAGCGUUAUCUCCACGCGCCAGUGACGAUUGGGGACGACGCGCGUGAGGCGUUGUACGAUAUGUUACCAGGGAGACUGAGGGUGAAAGUGAGGGCGAAACUGAAGGGACGGUUGGCGAAAGAGGGAGAAAAAGAAAGUCUCGGACACUCGCUGGCCGAGGGGUGGCGUGAGGCGUUGGAGGAGAUGAUGGAAUGGCUGUCUCCGGUUGCAUACGACACGCUUCGGUGGCGGGCAGAGAGAUACUUGGAGAAAACGAAAUUCGAGACGAAGCCGACCGCGAUGCUUCUGCAGACAUUGCAUUACUCUGACUUGGAGAAGGCAGAGGCUGCCAUAGUGGAAGUGUUGGUUGGUUUGAGUUGUAUAUGUUGGUAUGAGAGAAGAAUGCAGUGA